Messenger RNA from Epinephelus fuscoguttatus (brown-marbled grouper), 3504 nucleotides. Its product is annotated as probable G-protein coupled receptor 34. Bases 367 to 1491 code for a protein of 374 amino acids. Lineage: Eukaryota; Metazoa; Chordata; Actinopteri; Perciformes; Serranidae. The record is from RefSeq and is a predicted model, not a curated record. Gene Ontology annotation, biological process: G protein-coupled receptor signaling pathway. Gene Ontology annotation, molecular function: G protein-coupled purinergic nucleotide receptor activity. Gene Ontology annotation, cellular component: membrane. The transcript has 3 exons.
AUCACCACAUUCUGCACUUCAGCAUUUCUCUGUAGACUUUCCACAGCACUGCUGGGGAGGGCACGCCUCGCUCACAGAGGAAACAAAAGACCGACUCCACAGAGAACUGUUCUCAUUUGAACUUAAUAUUUGAAUAAUAGCAGAGUUAAAUACACAAUGACAGAAGGAAAGGAUCUUGAAACGUGUGAGUCUCUUCAGGACAGCGAAUUUUGGAUAGCCUUUCCGACAGAGUAAGCUGGAGGGGAAUAUACUGGAGAGAGUGAAAAGGACCACAAAAAGCACAACUGAUACUCUCCAGCUCAGAGUGUGUGCACAAGUGUUUUUAAUGCACUUCAAUGCCUGGGACUGAGGAUCACAAAAGCCAUCAUGACACAAAACAUCUCCACCACGUCUGCCACAACCACCUUCGAGACUUCAAACAGCUCCCUCUUGAACUUCACCACAACCCCAGGAUCCUGUUUGGAUUACGAAGCUCUGCAGAUCCCGCUGGCGGUGCUCUACACUGUCAUCUUCGUCCUGGGUCUAGUUGGGAACCUGGUGGCUCUGUGGGUUUUCUUCUGUGUUCACUCGAAGAAGAACUCAGUGCGAGUGUUCCUCAUAAACAUAGCUUUUGCGGACCUGCUGCUGGUGGUGUGUCUGCCGUUCAGGAUACUCUAUCACAGCCAAGGGAACGAGUGGAAUCUGGCUCCCACUCUGUGUAAAGUUGUGGGCAACCUCUUCUACAUGAACAUGUACAUCAGUGUCACGCUGCUGGGGUUGAUCAGUGUGGAUCGCUACCUGAAGAUCCAUCGAGGUGCUGGGGUGCAGCACAGAUUGAGGUCCACGAGGUGGAGCACUGCCCUCUGCGCUAUCGUCUGGAUUGUGGCCUUCUCUUUGACUUUGGUGCUCCUGAUGUCAAAGAAUCACCCAGAGGGGAAGAGGUGUUUCCACUACAAGCCGCUCCACAAUGCAAAGUGGAAAGCCUACAUCAACAUCUUUUUGCUGGUUCUCUUCUGGCUCGUCUUCAUCUCUCUGGUGGUGUCUUAUGGAAAGAUUGCCCUCAAGCUUCUGAGGACAUCACAAGAGAAACCAGACCUGCCCAACGCGUCCCGCUACACACGAACCGCCAAGAAGUCCUUCUUCAUUCUCUUCCUCUUCACCAUUUGUUUUGUCCCCUAUCACAUGGUCAGGGUGUUUUACAUCAAAACCCAGAUUACAGAAACAUCGUGUUUCUCACAGAACGUGGCGGACAAAGCCAACGAGGUGGCUUUGCUGUUCUCAGCUCUCAACAGCUGCCUGGAUCCUGUUAUGUACUUCCUGUUGUCCUCUUCGGUGAGGAAGGAGGUGCUACGCUUGGUCGGCAGUAUGUUUUGUCUGCGAGAUGUUGGUGGAGUCAGCGGGAGCAGCUCCACGGCGGAGCUAGAUGGUAAGAACAUGAGGACUGACAGAGGACAGACAAACAUCAGCUUUACUAGCCAUCUGAAGGAGAAGACAUUUAUUGAAUCCAGCUAAGGGAUGUAGAGGAACUCUGAGACACUGAGCCUCCAUCUUUUACGAAGUAAACAUGAUGGGAGCUAAACUGGCGAGGGAACAGUAGCAGCGGCAAGGAGCGUGAGGUUAACUCAACAUGUACGGCCAUCUGUGCUGUUGCCUGAGUUGUCAAUGGAACUUAUCUUAAUGGAGUAUUCUGAACUAUACAUCUUGUCAUCUACAGUGAACAAAUGUAUAUAUAUAUAUACACAUAUAAAAGAAUUACCUGCUUACGUUUUCUACAAACCAGUCAAGUUGUGGUAACCGUUUACAUCCAUGUCUGUCCAGACUCAUAUGUAGCCAUGACAGUUGCAAAUGCUUCUAACAUGGAUGUGGCAGCAAAGAAGCAACAAAUUCUAAAACAUAGAUGCUUCACACAUCUUCAGCCCGGCAGCACAAAAGAUCUAUUCAUUCAUUGUGGUUUCAGGAUGGACAUUAAAGAUUAGUGUCACCAAUUCAGUAUCUGACCAAAUGUCUCCCCUUCUGUACCUAAAAUAUGACGUUAAAUGAUGGGUAGAAAUGUGUUAUUGCAGUGCAUUAUGAUGUCAUAUUGAAGUUGACCUUUUGGAUAUAAAAUGUCAUCACUUUAUCAUUUUUGUCCUAUUAAACAUUUAUGUUAAAUUUUGUCAAAAUUAGCUUAUGAAUUCUUGAGUUAUGGCCAAAAACAUGUUAUGUGGGGCCACAGUGACUUUUGAUCUUCGACCACCAAAUUCUGAUCAGUUCGUUCUUGAGUCCAAGUGGACGUUUGUGCCAAAUUUGAGGAAAUUCCCUCAAGGUCUCUUUGAGAUAUCACGUUCACAAAUGUGAGAUUGACACAAGGUCACAUUGACCUUUGAUAUUCAACCACCAAACUCUAAUCAGUUUAUGGUGAGUCUAAGAAAACAUUUGGUCCAAAUUUUCACAAGUUUUUCUCAAGGUGUCCUUAGAAUAUUGCAUUCAUGAGAAUCAGAGUGCGAAAUUUGAAGAAAUUCCCGCAAGUUGUUCUUGAGAUAUCAAGUACACAAGAAUGAGUUGCAUCAGGUCACAGUGACCUUAACCUUUGACCUAUGUUCACCAAAAUCUAACCAGUUCAUCGUUGAGUCCAAGUGGACAUUUGUGCCAAAUUUGAAGAAAGUCAUUCAAGGUGUUCUUGAGAUAUCACGUUCACGAGAAAGGGGCUAAUGAACAACCAAAAUACAUAAUGGCUCGUGUCGAGGCAUAAAAAAUGGUGGAGCACCGUCAGCCUCAUAGUUUGAUUAUCCUGUCUGAGCUCAGAAAGUGAGCUUGGCUGUGGCUCAGAAGGUAGAGCGGGUCAUCCACUAAUCAGGAGAUUGGUGGUUUGAUCCUCAGUUUGCAUGAUGAAGUGUCCCUGAGCAAGAUACUGAGCCCCACACUGCUCCCAAUGGCUGUUUCAUCAGUGUGUGAGUGUGUUAAAGAAAGUAGCAGGUGGCAGGUGUGUGAAUGGGUGAAUGUGACGUUGAAGACUGGAGAGCCACUAUACAAGUGCAGGUCCAUUUCCCAUUCACAAAAUUUCUGACAUUAGGUAUAUGAACUUACUGAUGGUGUCAUUUUACAAAAACCUGCCGUGUUAAUACUGUGUCAUACUGCCUAACCACUUCCCUUUAGUUGAAGUAACAACCCUCUAAAAUGCAACAUGGUGAGAUCAGAGUUGGUGGAUAACUGUUGUGUUGUGUUGCCACCUGUUGUGUACAGGUGGAGACAUUAAAGGGAUGAAGGCAGAGCUGCAUUUUGUACUGCAGCCAAAUUUACACAGUUUCAAUAUGGCCUCAUGUAUUAGUGGCUAUGAAGGCAAGGCUGCAGAACAUUUGGGGCUUUUGUGUACUGUAUAUGUAUUUAUUGGUUAUUUGAUUCCACUGAUCUUGCAGAGACAGACUUUUCAAUCAUGUAUUAAAGCAAAUGUAACAUCUGCUAUUGAUGGGUUUGGAGUUAUCUAACACAACAAGGGUGUAGUGUCUACAAGUAGGGUUGUAGGGCAAUAGCAAUUAAACGUUUGUU